Molecule: messenger RNA, 2808 nt
Organism: Ustilago hordei
Lineage: Eukaryota; Fungi; Basidiomycota; Ustilaginomycetes; Ustilaginales; Ustilaginaceae
Exons: 1
Coding region: 1-2808 (935 amino acids)
Biological process (GO): actin cortical patch localization
Cellular component (GO): plasma membrane
Source: RefSeq, a predicted model, not a curated record
AUGUCGAUCACCGAUGCUCGCGAUGGUACCGCCGCGGCUGAACUAACGGCGGCGAUAGCAACGGCAACAAACAAGAGCGGCAGUGGCUACUGCGCGUUUUGCAUGCUUGCUGAGUUCGAUAUCGAUCGCGGAUCUACUCUAUCGCACCAGUACCCUGCCCCGACCGGCUAUGACGAGCACAUGCUGGCGGAGCUCAUGCUCCCAGAUGGUGUCCAUGCAAGAACCGAAGAUUGGACCUUCUUCUUCCUUAAGCCGCCAGGUACACAGCGCCCAGCACUUCGAGAUGCUGCCGAAGACGACGCAACCUCGCAAUCACACGCUUCCACCGUUCCUUCUUCAUGGCUGUCCCACGAUCUGACGUACGUCAUCAAUCUUGUACGCACCAAGCACGACAACUCGGUCCGUCGUGGAGCCAUGGUCAAAGCCAUGGCUAUCGGUACUCGGCAUCCUUUCAUCGAGAUUUUUAAGCCCGCCCUUUUGCUCGCCCUUGACGACUACUUCAAGGAGCCCGGACUAGACUGUCUUGCCCGGCUGUACGAAUCGAUUAAUCGUUUGGAUUUGUCCGCGGCACCAUCAUUCAGUCGCGCCGAGAAGCUUGUUCUUCGUGGCUCGGAUCGACGCGAUCUGUUCGAAGAGCGCUUUGUGGCUGCGUCUCGCAACGAGCUCGAAGCUAACGCAGCAGCAACAACUGGCACAGCAGCAACGUCAACAGCAUCGACGGCCGCACCAACGACACCAAGCGAGGAGAUCGAGACAGCGCACUCAUCACCAAGCAGCGUUGGCGGAGUCGAGAUGAUACGGCGCCGUACAGACAGCACAUCGACUUUCUCAUCCGAGACCAAGUCGCUCAAGAAGAAGCUUAGCGCAGCAUCGCUUCGGCCCGCACUAGGUGCACGCAGGGCAUCCACAGCUAACUCCGUUGCUGGCAUGGCCGGCUCACAAGGCAGGAGGUCUAUAUCGACUUCAACAAGUCCGCUCCCCGGCGCGAAACCUCGUGAUACUCACUUCUUCGAUUCCGUUCUGACGUAUCGCUCAGUACCAUUGCCUAUUCGUGUCCCGCUGACAACGUUCCCCGAGGAAGUAGGCGAGUACUCGUUGAUCAAGCUCAUUCAGACCUUCUCGGGCCCUCAAUCAACCCCCACGGGUCCGAUCCAUCCUCACUUGCACACUAACGGUCCAUUGACACAUCCGAUCAUCGUUCUAUUCAACGCCCUCGUCACGCAAAAGCGCGUUAUCUUUCUGGGAUAUGGUCAGCCGGCGAACCUAGUUUCCAGCUACGUGCUUGGCGCUUGCGCACUCGGCUCGGGAUGUGGUGUUGUGCUGCAAGGCUUCGCAGCAAGAGCGUUCCCGUACACCAACCUGCUCAAUCUAGACGACCUUGAAAAGGUGCCAGGCUACAUUGCUGGUGUCACCAACCCACGGUUUGAGGACCUGCAUGCAUGGGAUCUCUUGCUCAACGUCGAGACUGGUCGUAUACAGGUGGCUAAGGAUAUUGCUCCUGCUGCAUCGCCCGCGAGUGGACCUUCACAGUCGCUGCUGCGGUCCGCGACUAUGCCGCGUGAAGGCGUGGGCGCUGUCUCUGCAUCAACUACAUUUGGGAGCGUCUCUUCUGCCACGAGUCAUGAUCUGAAAGCAGCUGCUGAUGCCGAGCUUGCGCAGUUUGGUGCUUUGCCGACAAAUGCUUCUGGAACCGUCAGCAGCUCAUCUAUGCCGAGCAAAGGCUCUAGUCUGGGCGGCGCAUCAGCCCGCGACCGCUCCAACACUGCUCAACAAGAUGCUCGCGGCGACCCAAGCAACACCUUGUUUAUGGAGGAAUUGCAGAAUGCUAUUGCUGCGCACUUUGGCGAGCGUUUCAUCCGAUCGCGCGUCCAAGAAUACGUCUCCCUUUUUGUUCAGCGUGUUGCUCGGCACGAAGAGCAUUUCUAUGGCCGCACAUCGCUUGCGCCGACAUGUCAGCCUUUCUUGAACGGCCAGCUUGGGUCAGGGCCGGUCUACGUGGAUCGUGAUGCGGAGAUGCGCGAGAUUAUCUCGAAUCAGAUGCGGAUCGAGGGUUUUCGUUCGACCAUCGCGUACCAUUUGCUAGCGGAAGAGCUGCAAAAGUACGGAGGCUAUACACAGGCGAUCCGAAACUUUGAUGUUGCGCAUCAAAUUGGUCGCUUGAGGAGGGCAAGGAAGCUGUUACCGAGAGAGUCGGAUUUGAUCUUUGAGAUGAUUGCAAAAAGUGUGGUGACGCACGAUCAGAUCAUGGAGGUGUUGGCGCUGCUACCACCACAUACUGGCGGGUUGUUGCCGUUGGCGCUGGGGCUGUUCCAUCCGUCGCAGGCGGCGAGGGAUUCGGUGGUGGACUUCUUCCUGAGGCUCUGUAGGGACUCGGUCGGACGGAAGUUCGUGCAGAGUAUGCAUACUUUCCAGCGUCUGGCGUUUGCAAGGCUUGCGCAGGAAAGGGCUCAGCUCGAGAUGAAGACUGCGCAAGAAGGAGAUGCAGAGGUGCAAGAGAUCAGCUUGAGGGGCUCGACUCAGGCGCCUGCGUCAGGGUCGCUACCUUCGAGUCAGGCCGUCGAUACAGAUGGCUACGGAGAGAUGCGCUCGCCGACGGAUCGUACUUCUUACUCAACGCCGGCUGCGCCGGAAAGAGAGCAUGCUGGAGACGCGUCAAAAGCGUCGGCUGAUGAGCUAUCGUAUAUGUCAAGUCUUCGCAACAUGAGCCAUCCCUUCAAGUCGUUCGGUCCUGCAAAGGAGACCGCUUGGACCUCGUCCAAGAAGACGGCCGAGGCUGAGACAGUGGCGCAGAGCCACGCUGGAGCCUGA